AUGGAUAUUAAGCAUAUGGUAGGAAUCUCUUAUGGGAAUUUUGAAGCUGAAUUUAUGGCUCUACUUAUUGCUGUAGAGGCUGUGAAUGCCCAAUCCAAGUCCGAUCAAUUAUUGGCUUCGGCAAAAAAAGGGAAAGAGAACUCAGAAGACAGGGUCAGACUAUGGUGGACUUCCUAUAGUUUUCAAGGCUCUCCAAGCUUCAUUAUGGCAAAAAAGUUGAAAACGCUAAAACAGGACCUGAAGCAGUGGAAUGAUCAAGUUUUUGGCAAUGUGUUUCAGCAGAAGCGCUCCCCUAUUGAGGACAGGGUCUGGAAGGUAGUUGCUGAUCUUGAAAGGGUUAUUUUGAUGGAGGAGAUUUCUUGGAGACAGAAAUCAAGGAUUCUCUGGCUUAAGGAAGGGGACAAAUGUAUGAAAUUCUUCUAUAGGAUGGCUAACUCUCAUAGGAGAAACAAUGAUAUUGAUACAUUGAUGGUAGAUGGGGUAGCUUCUUCGGAUCAGAGGGUUUUCGAAAACCACAUUGAACAUUACUAUCAACAACUCCUAUUUGAGGAGCAUAAUUUGAGACCGAGAGUGGAUGAUUUGAAGAGUCUCAAUGCCACCUUUUUAGCCCUCAUUCCUAAAAAGGUGGGGUCCACGGAUGUGAGAGACUUUCGCCCCUUUAGUCUUGUGAAUGGUAGACAAAUUCUUGACUCGGUACUUAUCGCAAAUGACGUAUUGGAUGGUCGAUUGAAGUCUAGAGAACCUGGGUUGCUUUGCAAGUUAGACAUGGAGAAAGCAUACGAUCAUGUAAACUGGAAGUUCCUCCUUCACUUACUUGAAAGAUGUGGUUUUGGGGGAAAAUGA
This is a messenger RNA of Juglans regia (Persian walnut), 843 nucleotides long. RefSeq lists its product as uncharacterized. The record is from RefSeq and is a predicted model, not a curated record. Lineage: Eukaryota; Viridiplantae; Streptophyta; Magnoliopsida; Fagales; Juglandaceae. Bases 1 to 843 code for a protein of 280 amino acids. The transcript is spliced from 5 exons.